CUGGGAUUGUAAUAAAGCGAUUGCACGUUUGCUCAAAGCUAGCGGGUUAGCCACCGCGUUUCUGGUGAUUGUUUCCUGUGUUUUUAUCUAAUUUAACAGUUUCCCACACUCAGAGAGUUGAAUAUGAAUUAUUCGGACUACGAUUCAGAGGAUUAUUCCUCUGAUGAGGAUGAAGACUACGUCCCCUCUGAUGAUAAUCUGAGUGAGGAUGACCUGAAUGAUUGUGUGAAGGAGGAUGAUCUGGAAGGGGAAGACCAUGAUAAGCAGCAAUCAGAACAUGUGAAGAAGAAAAAAAAGAAAACUAAAGGAGACAUUCCUAUGAGAAAAAGGAAAAAAGGAGGCCUCAAACUAGAUGAAGAUGGCAAGGGAAGUGCAGCAGACCAACAGAAAGAUGAACAUGAAACAAAAGGAGAUUAUUAUAUUGGCAAGUCAAGAGGGGAUGAUGAAGAACAGAAGAAGAAGAAAGCAGAUGAUCUGUGGGCUAGUUUUCUCAGUGAUGUCGGCCCUCGACCCAAAGCAGCAGCUCCAAGCACAGGCUCUCUGCAGACCACAUCCACAGUCACCACAGAUAAACCCAGUAAACCCACUACAGGCUCUCAGCAGCAGGAGGACAAACUCAAAGAGUCAUCCAAAAUCACAAUUACCAAGGUGUUUGAUUUUGCCGGGGAGGAAGUGCGGGUGACUAAAGAGGUGGACGCAGACUCACGAGAGGCUAAGAGUUUUCUGAAGGAAGAGGAGAAAGCACAUGAGGACAAAGAACAGCAGUCCUCAUCCUCUGAACCUGAGCCCAUAUUACCAGUUUCUUCUGGAUCCAGGCUGUUCCUACAGCUUCCGUCUGGCGGACAGAAUGUGGGUCAGCGAGACUAUGCUGUCCUGAGCUGGUGUCCCACAGAGGACAUGUCUGCAGGUUUUACAGAUGCACAGGCCUACUACCGUACUCGCUUGUUAAUAACUGGUCUACAACUAGGCCAAUGUCCUCGCCUCGGGCAGGAAAAGGCCAUUAAACACAUCCAAGUGACCAGGCUGCUAAGAUAAUGGAGAAUGAGUGUGCAGAGUUAGCUGGCGUCCAUCUCCCAUGAUGCCCUGUUAUGUCCUCCCUUAUGAUGUCAAAAAGCCUGUAAUUACUCCGAGUGCAGAUGGAAAGACUUGUCAACUAAACUGUGGGUCGAUGCUGAGAUUAUGAGCCACUCAGUUAACCUAUGAUGACAUGAACUGAUAUAAUGAGCUGGAGGAAUCUACUUCCUGUCUUGAAAAGAGCCUGAAGAGUGCUGGGACACAGUAGCUCUGUGUGUGCCUUCAACUGAGACCGUAACAAGACUUUGGUCAUGGGAGAAUGCUGACUGCAAAUAAACUGAACUGAACUCACAGAUUUCAGGGCUUCUGACUCCAUUUGUGUGUGUGUUUGUGAGAAUGUGUCUAUGUGCAUCCUUUUUCUUUAGGUUUUAUUGCCCAUUUGUUUGACUUUUCAUAUAUUGGCAAAUGCCUGAGUAUGUUUAAUUUUACUUGUCCAUAAUCUGUAUAGGCCUAUCUAUGAACAUGUUGUGGUUACAUAAAUGUUUGUUUCUCUCUGAGAACAAGUGUACCCAGGACAGCGGGUCGAGUCUGUCUCAGGCAGGAUACAGUCACCUUGGCUCUGUAUUUAGCAUUCUGCCCUGUCCAUUGUGGUCUGGCUCCUGGCCCUGGUUUCCCUGCUCGCAUCGACACUGCCGCAUGGCACACAGGAUUGACUAUCAGUUGAACCCUGAUUGUGUAUUGAUUCACUGUCAGGAUUGUUUUAAGCAGUGUUUCUAUUUGUGUGUGUGUGUGUGUGUGUGUGUGUGUGUGUGUGUGUGUGUGUGUGUGUGUGUGUGUGUGUGUAUAUAUAUAUAUAUAUAUAUAUAUAUAUAUAUAUAUAUAUUAUACACAGUGCAUCUGGAAAGUAUUCACAGCACUUCAUUUUUUCCACAUUUUAUUAUGUUACAGCCUUAUUCCAAAAUGGAUUAAAUUUAUUUUUUUUUUUUUAUAAAUUUGCAAAGAUUUCAAACAAACUUCUUUCACGUUGUCAUUAUGGGGUAUUGUUUGUAGAAUUUUGAGGAAAAUAAUGAAUUUAAUCCAUUUUGUAAUAAGGCUGUAACAUAACAAAAUGUGGAAAAAGUGACGCGCUGUGAAUACUUUCCGGAUGCAGUGUGUGUGUGUGUGUGUGUGUGUGUGUGUGUGUGUAUAUAUACUGGUUCUGUUGACUAAGCUGUUUGGCUGCAGGUAAAAUGUUUUUUACAGCCUUCCCUGUCUCCCAAUGUGGCAAAUUUUGUAAAAGCAACUUAACUAACCCGAAAAUGACAAUUCUGUCAUUAUUUACUCACCCUCAUGCCAUCUCAAACUGGUAUGACUUUCUUCUGCGGAACAACAGCAAAGAUUUUUUUGAAGGAUGUAUAUGGUGUAAGUGAAACGUUUCUCACCCAAACCGAUUGCAUCACUGCAGAAGACAUGGAUUAAACCACUGAAGUCCUACGUAUUAAGUAUUGAUUACUGAUAUAAUAUGCUGCAUUUAUGGGCUUUUCAGAGCUUGAAAGUUUUGGACCCCAUUGACUUAAAUUGUAUAGACAACAAACACCUCGUACAUCCUUCAAAUAGAAGUCAUACAAGUUUGAGACUGCAUGAGGGUGAGUAAAUGAUGAGAGAAUUAUAAUCUUUGGGUAAACCUUUAAUCGCCAAUUCAUUCCAAAUUUGAUGCAACUAAAUAUCACAAGAAAAAUAAAAAAGAAUCACCGUUUUGUUUUUCUAAAAAGCUAUUUACACUGAGAAGAAUUUUUGUAAAUCUGCAGAACAUUUGGACAAAUUGUUUGCCAUCCAAACAAUUACAAAAUCAACCUAGCCUACAAAUAAAUACAUGAUGAAUGAUUCAUUCAUUAAGUCAGGUGAGCUCUUGACGUGUUUGUGGAUGCAGCUGUAAUGCAUGGAAUAUAAUUAUAGUAUUGAUUUUGCUAUUAUUGAUUUUUACAUUUCGCUACCUUUUUUGCACCCCAAGAUUAUUUUUGGGUGUGUAUGUUUGGAUGUGUUGUCUGACGGCCUCUGUAGCAUUGCCCUGCUGAAACAGCUGGCACAAAGCUAUGUGUGAUCAUGGGCUUCAUUUGACACUUUCCAGUAUGCUGAUGUGUGUGGGUGUACAUGUGCUUGGACUGAAGCUGGCAGUUCUAGGUUGUUCUGCUUUUAUAGUAUUUCUCGCUCUCUUUCUCACACACAUUUCCUGACAGCCUAUGUACUCCUAGGAUUUAAGUUGGCAUUAAAGAAAACCUGCAAAUAAAUACAAAAAUCUCUCUUCCUUUCUUCUUGUUUCUCUCUUAUUUCCUUUUCUCCAUCUUGCAUUUUUCUGCCUUCCCCCCUCUUGUCCUCUUUGAAUAAUGUUGACAGCAUUAGCACAGAUGGCAGAUGCAUUUUCUCAGACAUUUAGACAUUAACCGUGUGUCUGUCUGUGGGUCGUCUCAUUCUUGUGUGCGUGUGUGUGUAACAUACAAGUCCUGUUAAAUUGACUUGAUUGCAGUGAGGUAACUGUGACUUGCACUUCACUUAAAAAUCAAGUCUUUCUCCCUGCAGCAAACUGAAACAAGUUCAUUGCAUUCAUUUUACUUCCAAGUUGAAUCGAGACGUGGCAUUAAAGGUAAAGUGUGCUAUUUCUGUGCCACUGGCAUAAAAAAAAAAAAAAAAAAAAAACAGAAUUGUUAAAAUAAUGACCUGAACACUCAUUGACUUGCAUUGGUAAAAAAAAAAAAAAAAAAAAGAGAGAGUCCCACCCCAAACUAACCCCAUCGGUAAAGCCACUGUUACAGGUUUCUCAAACAAACGGAGCAAUGUUUUGAAUGUUUAGUGCAGCCGCAGAGCCACAGUAUUUACAGUUUUUGUGGAAAUUUACUUACCAAAAGAUUACUUGUACGCUGCACAAUAUGCUGGGAUUGGAGAAAGUAUUUUAACAUACAAAAAAAAACUAUCUUCAGUUUUAAGAAUUUAAUUUUAUGAAGGAAUUUUAAUAACGUGAUUCUGUUUUUGGGCAUAUUCUGAGAUUUCAAUACUUGUUCACACAGGCCUUUUUAUAUUGAUAUUUGCUGUUUUAUGGUGUCAGUCUCCAUUUCUUGAGACUCACAAAUGCAUUCAUUUCUUUGUUCUGAAAACAAUUGUUUGCUUCUCCUGUACACACAUACACAUUCAUACAAUUUCCAUUCUUGUUCCUCAUGGCAGACUUUCUCAUAUGACUCACUUGAGCAUGAAACCGUAUGUCCUUGGACACCCCAGCACCCUCUAAUGUACCCCAAGGUCCUAUUGCCCAAUUCCCCCUACAUCCCUUUCCAUUCCUCUAGUGCAGUGCUUCUCAAACUUUUUAGGCCAAGUAUCAAAUCAGAACAUUCUUGUACUAGUCACCACCAAUGUUCACUCAAAUAUUUUUUCAGCAUUCGGCAGAUGUAAAUUUUAAGGGUAGUCUUAAGGAUUGUGAGCAACAUACACAAUGCCAUAUUUGAUUAAUAUCAAUAAUACUGUAGUUUAUACAGUCAGCAAGAGUGUGUUUCUAAAAUCAAACAUACAGUACAAUAUUAACAUUUAGAAGUUUUGCAAUCCAGAUCAAACAAACUACUAUAUAUAUUUAGAAAUUUGGAGCUUAGGCAUUGCUAGACCCUGUUUUCCAUCUCAGCCCACCUAAAAUUAUGCAGCUAGCAUCACCCUUAAAAAUAUGUGAUAAUGUGCAUGUGAUCCAUGAAAUCAGCUGCUGCAGUAAGCUGUCUGAUGUUCAUUUGACUCUGAAUCAUGCACUUACCAGUCGUUAACUUUAAAACUUGUCAAACUACAUAUUUUCCUUCUCUCUAGUCAUAGGCGGACAUGGCCAUAGGUGACACAGACGCGCUGUCAGACGCACACUCCAUUUCUCUGUCCCACAUCCGAGCCAUCUUCCAGUGAAAUCAAAAACAAAAUGUGUCAACCCAGUGUCUUUGAGUCAAAGCACUAUUUAAGAUCAUAGACUUUAAGGAAGUCUGAGAAUGUGUAAAAUAAAUGGAAUGAUAUCUUGCCUCAAUAGCAUCCGUUUUUGCUGUUCUGUUUUCUGCAUGGGAAUAAUAUUGUGUUGUGUGCGCAGAGACAUUGAGAACGUUACCUAUUCACAUCGUGCACUGCCGAUGUGAAAAAAGAAAAAGUGGGCUAUCUUAAAGAUAUAUUACAAUUGUAAUAA
This is a messenger RNA of Myxocyprinus asiaticus (Chinese sucker), 5188 nucleotides long. Its product is annotated as craniofacial development protein 1-like. Bases 124 to 1035 code for a protein of 303 amino acids. Lineage: Eukaryota; Metazoa; Chordata; Actinopteri; Cypriniformes; Catostomidae. The record is from RefSeq and is a predicted model, not a curated record. The transcript is spliced from 6 exons.